AUGAUGGCCUCAGAACUAGACCUCUCUUCGGCUUUUAUACCAGCUUUGUAUAAACCAGCUUCAUUACUGCCCAUCGCAAGGCAUCGGCAGAGCUUGCUUUAUCUCGUCGAGAAUUACCCCGUCACAAUUGUUGUCGGACAAACCGGCAGUGGAAAAACAACGCAGCUGCCACAAUAUCUUGACCAAGCGGGAUGGUGUGCAGAUGGAAAGGCUAUCGCUGUGACUCAGCCUCGUCGGGUGGCUGCUACCACUGUUGCAGCUAGAGUGGCGGAAGAGAUGCGCUGCAAAUUGGGGGAAGAUGUGGGUUAUUCAAUUCGCUUCGAAGAUGUGACAUCAUCCUCUACAAGGAUUAAAUUCUUGACAGAUGGCAUGUUGCUAAGAGAGGCUCUUGUAGACCCUCUUCUUUCUCGGUAUUCAGUAAUCAUGGUCGAUGAGGCACAUGAAAGAUCGCUUAGUACCGAUAUCCUGCUUGGGAUUCUCAAGAAAAUCAUGAAAAGGCGCCCCGAACUACGAAUCGUGGUCAGUAGUGCAACUUUGCAGGCUGAAGACUUUUUGAGGUUCUUCACUGGUGAUCACUUCAAUGGCGAGGGAAACCCAGAUGAUUUGGGCGGGAGCAUUGGCAAGAUCAUUAGUCUUGAGGGGCGAAUGUAUCCCGUCGACAUUCUGUAUCUCGAAAAUCCGGCAGAGGACUACCUUGAACGAGCCGUCAAAACUGUGUUUGAUAUACAUUUGCAAGAAGCAGAGGGUGACAUCCUUGUGUUCUUGACUGGUCGGGAGGAGAUUGAGACCACAAUUCAACUGAUCUCGGAGCGCGCUGCUACACUCCAUCCCAAGGCACCCUCUCUGCUACCGCUCCCUCUUUAUGCCGGUCUCACAACAGAACAGCAGAUGUACGUCUUUGAACCGGCACCUGAGAAUACGCGAAAGGUUAUUGUAUCAACCAACAUUGCUGAAGCUUCCGUCACAAUCAAUGGCAUUGUAUACGUUGUUGAUUGCGGAUAUGCCAAGCUUAGAGCUUACAAUCCGAGCACAGGCAUUGAGACAUUGACUGCAGUCCCGAUCUCCAAGGCAGCUGCUACUCAAAGAGCAGGCCGAGCCGGAAGAACAAAGCCCGGCAAGUGCUUCCGUCUCUGUACCCAGCAAGCUUUGGAGCAACUUCCAGAUGCUACCGUUCCAGAAAUCCAGCGGUCAAACCUGGCACCGGUGAUUAUGCAGCUCAAGGCCUUGGGCAUUGAUAACAUUGUCAGAUUUGAUUUCUUGACGCCGCCUCCUGCGAACUUGGUGAUCCGUGCCUUUGAGCUCCUAUACUCACUUGGGGCUGUUGAUGACUAUGCCAAACUUACAAAACCACUCGGAAUGCGCAUGGCAGAACUAGCGGUAGAUCCCAUGAUGGCAAAAGUCCUGCUUGCCGCACAAUCGUUUGGCUGCUUGAGUGAAAUUCUUUCCAUCGCAUCUAUGAUUAGUCUUCAGGGAUCUAUAUGGGUACAGCACGAUGGUGACAAAAAGUCGGCUGAGAGUAACCGCAGGAAGUUUGCCGUGGAAGAGGGUGAUCAUUUGACGUAUUUAAAUGUUUACCAAGCGUUCGUCACGAAAGGAAAGAAAGACUCCAAGUGGUGCCGGGAUAACCUCCUGAACUACCGGUCGAUGCAGCGAGCGGUUAGCAUUCGAGCUCAGCUAAAACGCUACCUUGAGCGUUUUGGAAUCCAAGCAGAUGAGACCCUGUUCAGUCGUUCUGGAUCUACCGACUUAGCUAAACCGGCCGAAAAAAUCCAGAGAUGCCUCACCACAGGAUACUUUGCGCAUGCUGCAAAAAUGCAGCCAGACGGAACCUUCAAAACGGUCAGCGGAGGGCUCACUUUGCACGCCCAUCCAAGUUCACUCAUGUUUAAUCGAAAAGCAGACUGGGUGAUCUUUCACGAGAUUUUGCAAACAGGCGACAAAACAUACAUUCGUGACAUAACCAAGAUUGAGAAGAGUUACCUGCUCGAAUAUGCUCCAGACUUCUACAAGGUUCACUGA
This is a messenger RNA of Aspergillus clavatus NRRL 1, 2019 nucleotides long. Its product is annotated as putative ATP dependent RNA helicase. Gene Ontology annotation, molecular function: RNA binding; ATP binding. Gene Ontology annotation, cellular component: catalytic step 2 spliceosome; intracellular anatomical structure. The transcript has 3 exons. The record is from RefSeq and is a predicted model, not a curated record. Lineage: Eukaryota; Fungi; Ascomycota; Eurotiomycetes; Eurotiales; Aspergillaceae. Bases 1 to 2019 code for a protein of 672 amino acids.